UCUCAUCUUCAGACUAAUCCAUCUCCUGGCAGGCUCCUGGCAGAACGCUGACUGUGGCACUGUCUGGUGUGGAAGGUUUCACAUUCCAAAGGCACUAGAUAAUGUUUGGGGCUGGGCUUUGGUGGUAGCAAGGGUAUAAGAAUGGAGUUGAGGCCACAGAGGAGCAGCACUUCUCAGCCCAUCGAGCCAAACCAUCACAACCAGCUCCGACUCCGGAGGCCUUACGGAUAUAGACCCACUCAGAGAGAGCACGAGCAAGACCCUGACCGCCAGGAUGAGUCGCAGCCCAGAGAGGAUUUCCUCGUACCGCCGGUAUUUUGAAGAAUGCACCACCGCCGGUGCAGCCACCUCCACCUCCCUGCAGAUGAGGGUGUCCAGCCCCUCUCCUGUCCGCAGGGAGGUCCGAAGCCAGCGUGGGGCCAGCUACUCCCGCUCCUCAGCUGCAGCUGCCGGGGUCAUGGCCGUGGGACGGAGGGCUGCCUCUGCCUCUGCCUCUCGCUCCUCCACUGCCUCCAAGUCCCUGAUGGUGAGUGGUGGUGCCGGUGCCGUGGGUAUGGCGAUGUGCGGUGGACAGUCCGUGGAUCUGGAUGCCGUGGCCGCAGAGAACCAGGAGUUCCGGGGCACUCGUACUAGCCAGCGCAAGGAGAUGAUCGUGCUGAAUGACAGGCUGGCUGCAUACAUCGAGAAGGUUCGGUCACUGGAGUCACAGAAUAAGGUUCUGGAGACAGAAAUCGAGGGCCUGACAAACCGCUUCCUGAAGCCCACUGGCCUGCGCAUGCUCUAUGAAGAACAGCUGAGAGAACUGAGGAACCUUGCAGAACAGAUGAGGAGAGAACGGGACCUAGCUCUUGCCGCCAAGGACGCCACUGCUGCAGAGCUUGAGAUGAUUAAGGUGAAAUAUGAAGAAGCCAUCGAACUGAGGAAGAAGGCUGAGAUGGACAUCGAGAACUUCCGCCCGGAUGUUGAUGCCGCCACUUCCUCCCGUAUCGCCCUGGAGAAACAGCUGGAAAAUCUCCAAUUUGAACUUGAGUUCCUCAAGAGGAUUCAAAGAGAGGAAAUUGAGGAACUGAUGAAGCAGAUCUAUGCUGCCACCGCUGUCUCUAAAGAUGGCUUCGGCCUCCCCGACCUUUCCAGUGCUCUUCAACAGAUUCAGAGUGAAUACGACACCAUCGCCGCCAAGAAUCUUCAGGAAAUGGAUUCAUGGUACAAUGCUAAAUAUGACGACUUGAACAGCAAAUCCACAAGCAGCUUGGACAAGAUGCGCGGAGCCAGGGAGCAACUUGCAACGGCCAAAAUGGAGAUUCAAGGCAAGGAGAGGGACAGGGGACAACUGCAGACCAAACUCGAUGGCCUGGAGGCUAAAAUUGCUGAAGCCCAAGCCAGAAAUAAGAAAGAACUCGAGGCACUGCAGGCCAGGAUUGAAGCACUCCAGCUGGAAAUCAAAUCCACCAAGGGCAAAAUGGCAAAGAUCCUCUUGGAGUAUCAGGAACUGCUCAAUGUCAAGAUGAGCCUGGAGAUUGAGAUCACAACAUACAGGAAACUGAUUGAAGGUGAGGACAUUCGCAUCGCUGGUGUGGUUCAAAAGGGCAUGAGCGCCAUUGCUGGAUCAAGCAGCAUGAUGUCCUCAACCAUGGCAGUUGGAAUGGCUAGUGGAUUCGCAAUGAGUUCUGGAAUGUCUGUCAGUGCUGGAAUGUCAUCAGGAAUGGCAGGUGCUGCUUCUGCAAUGGCAUCUGGAAUCAGUUUUGCUGGAGCUGGAAUUAAUGGAUCUGCUGCAGUUGCAGCUGGAGCUGAAGCUGGAGAUGUAGCUGCUGCUGUUGCCGGAGAAGGAGGACAUGGGGAAGACCUGGCAGCUGGAGUAGCUGAUGGAACUGGAUCUGAAGCUGGAGUGGCUGACAGAACUGGAUCUGAAGCUGGAAUAGCUGACGGAACUGGAUCUGAAGCUGGAAUAGCUGACGGAACUGUGUCUGAAGCUGGAGUGGCUGAUGGAACUGUGUCUGAGGCUGGAGUAGCUGAUGGAACUGUGUCUGAGGCUGGAGUAGCUGAUGGAACUGGAUCUGAAGCUGGAGUGGCUGAUGGAACUGGAUCUGAAGCUGGAGUGGCUGAUGGAACUGUGUCUGAGGCUGGAGUAGCUGAUGGAACUGUGUCUGAGGCUGGAGUAGCUGAUGGAACUGGAUCUGAAACUGGAACUGGUUCAGAAGCAUGUGAAGGAAUUGUUGAGGAAGCUGAAUCAGUGGGAGAACCAGCUGCGUAUUCUUAUGCUGGAAGUGAAGCCGGAUCCCAAGUAGCAGCUGAUGCCGAUGCUGAUGCCGCAUCUGUAGCAUCUUCAAUGGCAAUGGGAGCUGAUGCUGCUGCUGUGGCUGCUGCAACAGCUACAUCUAGUGCUGUCAGCCGAGUGUCAGCUGGGCAGAAGGCAGCGCAGGGACACACCUCCACCGUGGAGCAGGCUGUGGAGGUGAUCGAGAGGAAGACCUUGCUCAUCAGGACGGUGAUGAACAACAAUGAAGUUCUGGAACAUGACACACAGGAGCAUAACUACCUCAUUAAAGGUGCCGCCAAUGAGGAGUAACGAUCCAAUCCACUAAUGACCCCUGACCUUGACGCUUGGAUCUUGACCUUGGAACAAUACCAUGACGAUGACAACAUUUGAAAGAUUCUUCUCCCUCUGUGUGUGGCUGUGAGAAGUUUUCUUUGUUGGAAAAUAACUGCUUCCCAGCAAGGAUUAAAAUUAAAGCUCUCAACAUUCA
Messenger RNA from Engraulis encrasicolus (European anchovy), 2744 nucleotides. Its product is annotated as desmin-like. NCBI's taxonomy places the organism in Eukaryota, Metazoa, Chordata, Actinopteri, Clupeiformes, Engraulidae. The transcript has 11 exons. Gene Ontology annotation, cellular component: intermediate filament; cytoplasm. Bases 275 to 2566 code for a protein of 763 amino acids. Gene Ontology annotation, molecular function: structural constituent of cytoskeleton. The record is from RefSeq and is a predicted model, not a curated record. Gene Ontology annotation, biological process: intermediate filament organization.